This is a messenger RNA of Dendrobium catenatum, 4440 nucleotides long. RefSeq names its product microtubule-associated protein 1B. Gene Ontology annotation, molecular function: protein binding; metal ion binding; RNA binding. The coding region runs from base 199 to 3648 and encodes 1149 amino acids. The transcript is spliced from 7 exons. The record is from RefSeq and is a predicted model, not a curated record. NCBI's taxonomy places the organism in Eukaryota, Viridiplantae, Streptophyta, Magnoliopsida, Asparagales, Orchidaceae.
AUGUCGAUUUAUCCUCUUACAUCUCCGCCUCCGCUAGCCAGUCUCUCUGCUGCAUCGUGUACUCCCGUCGGCCGCACACCACCUCGCUUACCUUCAGAAGCGGCAGCGAUUUCGGAGGGGAAACCGUCCGGUUCCGCCGCGAUCUGAGCCUGAUCCAAUCCGCUCUGUUUUAGGGUUUUCAAAUUAUACGAGAGAUCCAUGGCAGAUCGGUCUGUAGUGGCAACUAAGCCGAUAUGGAUGAAGCAGGCAGAGGAGGCCAGAAUCAAGAGUGAGGCGGAUAAGGACGCUGCUGCCAAAGCCGCAUUUGAGGCCACUUUCAAGGACGUUGACAAGGCAAAAGCUCGGAAUGAUUCUUCGGAUAGCGAUGAUAAUGAGAGGGAUGAGGAUGAAUUGCCUAACAAGCCCAUUGGUCCUGUUGAUUCUUCCAAGUGCUUGGCUGCUGGUGCUGGCAUUGCAGGCGGAACUGCGUGCUCUCCCUCUACCUUUAGCAUUCUUACUAAGGACUCAGAUGGACGGAAAAUUCCCACUGGCGGUUCCCAGAUCAAGGUUAAGAUCUCGCCUGGUGUUGGUGUUGGUGGAGUGGACCUGGAGGGCAUGGUUAAGGACCAGGGGGAUGGCACUUAUGCGGUAACCUAUGCUGUGCCCAAGCGUGGGAAUUAUAUGGUUCAUGUGGAGUGCAAUGGAAAGCCGAUCAUGGGCAGCCCUUUUCCGGUGUUCUUCAGUACUGGUCCCGCCAUCGGUACUACUACUUUUCCUACCACCACAACGUCUUACCAUAAUUUAGUUAAUCAGACAAUGCCUAACAUGCCGAAUUACUCUGGCUCUGUCUCGGGGGCAUUUCCUGGACUCCUUGGAAUGAUUCCAGGGGUCUCCUCAGGUUCUUCUGGAGGAGUGGUUCUACCAGGGGUAGGAUCAUCCCUAGGAGAGAUAUGUAGGGAGUAUCUGAAUGGACGGUGUGCAAGUACUGAUUGCAAGUACAGCCACCCUCCUCAUAAUUUGCUGAUGUCGGCACUAGCAGCUACAACAACUAUGGGGACCUUGAGUCAGCAGCCAAUGGCUCCUUCUGCUGCUGCGAUGGCUGCAGCCCAAGCAAUAGUGGCAGCUCAGGCACUUCAGGCACAUGCAGCUCAGAUGCAAGCACAGGCCAAAUCAAUAGGAGAAUCAUCUGACUCUAUGGACAAGGCUGGAAAGGCUGAUGCUUUGAAAAGGACGCUGCAAAUUAGUAACUUAUGCCCUCUUCUUACUGUUGAUCAGCUUAAACAGCUUUUUGGUUACUGUGGUACGGUGGUGGACUGCACGAUUACAGAUUCAAAGCAUUUUGCUUACAUAGAGUAUUCAACACCAGAAGAAGCUACUACAGCGCUGGGAUUGAACAACAUAGAUGUUGGAGGACGACCAUUAAAUGUUGAGAUCGCUAAAACCCUCCCUGCCAAAUCCUCCGUAUUGAACUCUUCUUUGCCUCUUAUGAUGCAGCAAGCCGUUGCUUUGCAACAGAUGCAAUUUCAGCAAGCUUUACUGAUGCAGCAAACAAUGUCAGCCCAGCAGGCUGCUUCUCGAGCUGCAACAAUGAAAUCUGCAACUGAGAUGGCAUCUGCCCGUGCUGCUGAAAUCAGUAAGAAGUUAAAAGCUGAGGGCUUGGUAGAUGAUGAUAAGGAAGUUAACAAAAAAUCCAGAUCACCAGCUUCUCCUCAACAUAGAUCUAACUCUCGAUCACAAUCUCCUAUCAAGUUCCGGCGGAGCAGGCGAUCCCGGUCUAUCUCUCCUGUUAGAUACACUAGAGAUCGUGGGUCACCACCCCUCGUAAGAUCCCGUAGAUCACCAUCCCCAAAAAAAUCCCGCAGAUCACCACCCCGAAUUAGACCUCGCAGAUCACCAUCCCCCAUAAGAUCCCGCCGUCGUAGUAAUGAAAGAAGGCAGUACAAAGACCCAAGGGAUAGUUACAAUAGAGUUGAAAGGUGGGAAAGAGAGAGAUACCAUGAUAAGGGAAGCUCACGUGAUCACUAUUCCUCUUCUUCAAUGAGACGCAGGAGUAGGAGUCCAAGUCCUCUGCUGAGAAGGUCAUCUCGGGCAAGUUCCAGAUCACCAAAGCGUUAUAGAGGAAGUAAAAGUCCCAGACCAAAGCGAUCAUUUCAACCUGGUUCAAGAUCUCCUAGGCGUCAUAGAGGAAGCAGGUCAUCUCCAGUUCGGGACAACGGAAUUUCAUCCAGUCGUGGAAGGCACUCAAGGUCUAGAUCAGCUGAGAAAAGGAAUUAUUCCAAUGAAAGAGAUGAAGCUGGAAAAUUAGAAAAGCUGAAUCAGGAGUUUAAGAAACUUGAUAGAGCCAAGAUAACAGAAGAAAAAAAUGCUAAUGAUACUAAAAGUUCUAGGGAGACUAAAGAAGAUGAGAACUUGGGUCUUACAGGAAGCUGCAUAUCUGAAGAUGUGGCUGCAAGGAAUGAUCAAGCUUCUGGCCACUAUAAAAAAUCUAAGAUGGAUGAAAGUAAUUCAUUAAUACAAGAAUCCCUAGCAAGGGAGGUAAACCCUAUUGGGGAAGAGAUGGAUGUUGUUGAAGAUAGGAAGUUUGUUGGUUCAGAAAAUUCAAAAUCAUCACGGAAGCAAAUUUCAGGAGAUGUCAAUGAUAUCUACUCUGAAAAUCAUAAACAUAGGAAAGUUUCAGAUAAUGCUACUGAUGGUUAUCAUGUUGAAAACAGAGGAUCUAGCAAGUAUGAGAAAUCAAGUAGAAUUUAUAGAAAACAUGAAAAACUAGACUUUGCUACAAAGGAAAGAGAAUAUUCACAUUCCAGAGAUGAUAGAAGGGCGUCACAUUAUUCGAGCUCAAGAUCACACAGAAGUUCAAGGCAUUUGGACGGAAGAUCUUCCAAGGAUACCAGCAAUCGAGGAAAGAAAGAAUAUGCAGAAGUGGAGUAUACAAAACAUCAUAGGAGUGGAAGUGAAGCUAAAGAAUCUACAUAUUCAGCUAAAAGGAAGGAUAGGGACAUUUAUUCCACCGUGGCACAGCCUGAUGGUUCAGACUCUUCUGCAACUGAGGAUGCAACACAGCAACGUGAUCAUUUUGAUGAAAUUGCCUCGGUGGUUGUCAAACAAAAUGUUGCUGCUAAUGGUGAUCCAGACAUGGGAGAGGAUUGUACCUCUGGUAUAACUAGAAAGCAAUGUCUGACAGUUGGAUAUCCAGGAACAUCUAUUGGGGCAAUAGGUGAUUAUUCUGUAUGUGUGGAGCCAAAACUGGAUGCCAUGACUUCAGGAAAUCACAAUCACGAAGAAUUUGGCGAUGAAUUUGGCAAAAAUGUUGAUGAAGUAAAAUCAUAUAACCAGAAAUCAACAGAAAUGAAUAUGUUAAGUACUCAUCAAGAUCAUUUUAAUCAUGACUCAAUUAUAUUUGAAAGUGAUCCGAAAAUUGGAGAAACUGAUAUGAUUAGUGGGCAUAUCAAAUGUAAGGCUAUGGUAUCUGGCGAGGCUGAGAAUGUUGAUGUACAUUUCUCAGGGUUUGCUGGUCUCAGGAGUGCUGAUGUUUUAAAAGAAGAUGAUACAUUAGAAACAGGGUGCAUGGAAGUUUCACGUCCUCAAGAGUGCAUAAAUCAUGAACCAUUAAAUAAUGAAGAUGCGCUGGUACAAGAAGUAGAUGUGAUUCUAGAGUGGGAGGUUGUUUAAAAUAGGAUGCUAAAUUCUUGCAAGGAAAAACUCAUUAAGGGUGCAACUGAUGACUUACUACUUUAGAGACGAUCUUGUGAAUUCUUGAGCAAGAUUGAAUGAGGAAAGACUAAUACGCGCUUUGUCAGCAUUGCUGCAUUGACAAGCUUAUUUUAACUUUUUCUGGAGACCUGUGCCCAAUAUACUUAGAUGAUAGAACUUGAUAGUUAGUUUUCUUCUGAUCGGCAGUUUUACUUGCAGGACCUGAAGCUCUAGAUCUUGCAGGAGUGGCUCAAGUUAGCACAUGAGCGUUCGUUGUGAUUUCUGACUAGCAAAUGAAAGCCAAAUGCUGCGUUUAAGGAAAUGAAACUUCGAAAACUUCCAUAUCUUAAGAAUUGUUCUGGGAUUCCUUGCUGUGUGCUCCUGAAAUGAUUCUGUGGAUGAUGAGACAUUUCUUUUCAUGAGGAUUCAUCAUUCAAAGUCCUGGGCGAUGGCAAGUGUUCUCUGGUCAUUGAAAUUCACCGAGGGGAACUUGAUGAUAUCUUCAUUCAGUAAAGGAUUGCUAUCCUGGAUUAGUGCUUUGACCCUUGGAUUGUUGUUUGGAGUAUCUGAAGAGAGUAUCUAAAGGUCAUCCUCAAUGCUAGUGACGAAGGAUUUCCAUGAAGGGUUUCUCAAAUGCCUAUAUUUAUCAGACAUCUUCAAAGAUGACUAUUGGAUUCUAGCAAAUUUGAAAGCUUGUAAUUAUCUUGGAUUCUUAUGAUAUUUAUCGCUCACACAUAAAUGCAACUUUUAAAGGUUCUCUCUUUUGGGAGA